Archocentrus centrarchus (flier cichlid) is the source of this 1260-nucleotide messenger RNA. RefSeq names its product sclerostin domain containing 1a (gene sostdc1a). The record is from RefSeq and is a predicted model, not a curated record. Gene Ontology annotation, biological process: negative regulation of BMP signaling pathway; negative regulation of Wnt signaling pathway. Gene Ontology annotation, molecular function: BMP binding. Lineage: Eukaryota; Metazoa; Chordata; Actinopteri; Cichliformes; Cichlidae. Bases 62 to 712 code for a protein of 216 amino acids. The transcript has 2 exons.
UUGUAAGAGGUGACUAUCUCUUGUUUCAAACGGUACACUCUCUCCGUGCCCAAACUCAGCCAUGCACCUCAGUGCGCACGAGUCUUGCCAUUCCCUCUUCUUGUUCUGCAUCCUCCUGAGGAGUUGCCAAGCCUUCAAGAACGAUGCAACGGAGCUCUUGUUCUCACAUGUGAGCGCCUCGGUACCGGAGGUCCAAAGUAACGUCUCCCUGAAUCGCCCUCGGACCGGCGGAAGAGGAGCGGGCAGCGCGGCGCACGACAGAAGCGAGCGAAGUCAGAUCGGAUGCCGAGAACUGAGGUCCACUAAGUACAUCUCUGAUGGCCACUGCACCAGCAUCAACCCCAUCAAGGAGCUAGUGUGUGCAGGCGAGUGUCUCCCAGCUCAGAUGCUUGAAAACUGGAUUGGUGGAACCCACGGCAGAAGGUUCUGGAGUCGCCGGAGCAGCAACCAGGACUGGCGGUGCGUCAAUGACAAGGCCCGCACCCAGCGCAUCCAGCUGCAGUGCCAAGAUGGCAGCACAAGAACUUACAAGAUUACAGUGGUCACCUCCUGCAAGUGCAAGAGGUACUCGAGGCAGCACAAUGAAUCCGGAAACAAGUUUGAUGAGUCGGGUCCGACGGCACCACGGCUCCUGCACAAACACAAGUCCAAGACCAAGAGAAGGUUGGGGAAGAACCGGCAGAGCGAAAACUGGCACGAGACUGAACCCUGAAAUACACUGGACAUGCAGACUGACUCUAAACUUGGAGGAGUUUUGUCUCAGUGAUGUUAGGACACGACAUCCAGAGACUGCAGUUGUGGAUUAUAUGUGUGUGAUUGGGACUUGAUUUAUGUGAAGCUGGUUCCUCACCAUCAUGAAGAACUCCAAGCAGCACACAGAGGACUUUUCUUGAUAUCUUAUUCCAUGUGGCUAAAGCUAAUAUGACAGGACUUGUCUGCAUAAUGUUCUGCAGCUACAAGCCACAGACACAUUGUCCUAACUCUAGCCCUGUGCAUGUGUUCAUAUAGUCAUUUUAUAUGCAGAUGAAGAUCUGUAUCUAAUGAGGCGCCAACACCAGUAAACACUACCCAACAUCUCAAAAGAAUUUUGUGUAAAUACAUGUACAUAUAUUAAAUUUGUACUUUUGAAGUGUGUCCAUUUGUAUAAAAUUUUACCAUGUAAGAUUUAUGAUGUAAUAUAUUUUCUUUGGCAGCGUACUUGAUAAAUGUAGCUUAAGUGCAGUCGGCAUGUGGGUGAACUCUCCUGAAAAGCUUUGUCAU